This is a messenger RNA of Vidua macroura (Pin-tailed whydah), 1683 nucleotides long. RefSeq names its product angiopoietin 1 (gene ANGPT1). Gene Ontology annotation, molecular function: receptor tyrosine kinase binding. The transcript is spliced from 9 exons. Gene Ontology annotation, biological process: angiogenesis; Tie signaling pathway. NCBI's taxonomy places the organism in Eukaryota, Metazoa, Chordata, Aves, Passeriformes, Viduidae. The record is from RefSeq and is a predicted model, not a curated record. Bases 1 to 1434 code for a protein of 477 amino acids.
AUGUCAGUUUUCUUUUCCUUUGCUUUCCUGGCAAUGAUUCUUGCUCUUGUAGGCUGUACUAACCAGCGUCGGGGUUCAGAAGCCAGUGGGAGAAGAUUUAACCGGGUUCAGCACGGGCAGUGCACCUAUACUUUCAUUCUGCCAGAACAGGACGGGAACUGUCGUGAAAGCACAACAGACCAGUACAACACAAAUGCUCUUCAGAGAGAUGCUCCUCACGUGGAACAGGAUUUCUCUUCCCAGAAACUGCAACAUCUGGAACAUGUGAUGGAAAAUUACACUCAGUGGCUGCAAAAACUUGAGAACUACAUUGUGGAAAACAUGAAAUCAGAGAUGGUGCAGCUGCAGCAGAAUGCUGUGCAGAACCACACUGCUACCAUGCUCGAGAUAGGGACCAGCCUCCUCACCCAGACAGCAGAGCAGACAAGAAAACUCACGGAUGUUGAAACCCAGGUGCUAAAUCAAACAUCCAGACUUGAAAUUCAGCUACUGGAAAAUUCCCUGUCAACAUACAAGCUAGAAAAACAGCUGCUACAACAGACACAUGAAAUCCUAAAAAUUCAUGAGAAAAACAGUGUACUUGAGCACAGAAUUCUAGAGAUGGAAGAAAGGCACAAAGAGGAGCUGGCCACUUUGAAGGAGGAAAAAGAGAACCUACAAAGCUUAGUCACACGACAAAGCUACAUAAUCCAGGAACUAGAGAAGCAGUUAAACAAGGCAACAAGCAAUAACAGUGUCCUGCAGAAACAGCAGCUUGAAUUGAUGGAUACAGUUCACACUCUGAUCACCCUCUGCUCCAAGGAAGGAGUUUUACUAAAGAAUGCAAAAAAGGAAGAAGAAAAGCCAUUCAGAGACUGUGCAGAUGUAUAUCAAUCUGGUGUUAACAAAAGUGGAGUCUACACUAUUUAUAUUAACAAUGUGUCAGAUCCUAAAAAGGUCUUUUGUAAUAUGGAAAUUGCUGGAGGAGGAUGGACAGUUAUACAACACCGAGAAGAUGGAAGUCUGGAUUUUCAGAAAAGCUGGAAAGAAUACAAAAUGGGUUUUGGUAGCCCAUCAGGUGAACAUUGGCUGGGAAAUGAAUUUAUCUUUGCAAUAACAAGUCAGAGGCAAUAUUCUCUAAGAAUUGAAUUAAUGGACUGGGAAGGAAACCGGGCAUAUUCACAAUAUGACAGAUUUCACAUAGGAAAUGAAAAACAGAAUUACAGAUAUCAGAAUGUUAGUUUUGGCAACAUCACAGAGAGCUCUUUAAUGAUGAAUGGUAUGAAAUUUGCAGGGUGGUGGUUUGAUGCCUGUGGCCCCUCCAAUCUCAAUGGGAUGUUCUACACAGCUGGACAAAACCACGGGAAGCUCAAUGGCAUCAAAUGGCAUUACUUCAAAGGCCCCAGCUACUCCUUGCGCUCCACCACUAUGAUGAUUCGGCCUUUGGACUUCUGAAGGAGUUCUGCAGUGGAUCCAGAAGCCAGGCUGGCACCGCCCUCAGCAGCAGCAUUGUCACAGUCUGAAGGUAAAAGGCGAAGGGCUUCUCGAAAGCAGCGUGUAGGGAUGAUGCAAAGUCGCUUCGCUGUCACUCCAUAACCUGCAAACACUUCCCAACAGUCGCUCCAUAUUUUGAUUACUGCGGGGAGCUUGGUUUAGAAGAAGGUGGCUGAAAUGAUUUUCCAAAAAAACUGGAUUUGGCUAUUC